Messenger RNA from Suillus subaureus, 1521 nucleotides. RefSeq lists its product as uncharacterized. Bases 1 to 1521 code for a protein of 506 amino acids. Lineage: Eukaryota; Fungi; Basidiomycota; Agaricomycetes; Boletales; Suillaceae. The record is from RefSeq and is a predicted model, not a curated record. The transcript is spliced from 11 exons.
AUGGAUGGUGAUGAGGAAUCAGGCAAGCCCCUUUCAUUUGCUCCUGCCCCUGUCUGCAAUUCAGUAGUUGUCACAGUAGGCGACAAGAACACUCUGGUCUCCACUGCUCAAAGCCAAUUGGACAAGCCAAAGGAUGCCACUGACGUUUGCAAGGAUACAUCAGUUAUUUUAGUGUCUACUGCCCAGAGCAAAUCAAACAUUGCAGUUGCUCCUCGCCCGCAUAGGUCAGCUGCUGUGAAGUCCUACACACAUGACCACAGCGAUGGCGCAGAGAGUUCACCCUCUGACAGUGACUGGGCUGCAGAUGAAGAAAAUGACAAUCCCCCUCCAUCUCCACUCCGAUUGACCUGCAAAGGAAAAGGAAAAGGCAAAGCCAAGGCAUUUGAUGAGGGUGACAACAAUGAGCAGGACUAUAAUGAGGAACAGGAGGUCAACGAGGAUAAGAGUGAUGAAGGCCCUGCCAAGAAGGGAAGGCUGCCAUUGGAAGCAGUCUCCAAGGCACAGGAACUUGGGCGAACCACUGUCGAAGCAGUGAAAGCAUUAGGGAUAGAAUAUGGCAAAAGUGCGAGGAAUCAGCACCAAACGUGGUUCAAGACUUUUAGCCCCCCCUCUCAAGAACAGGAUAUCAAAGCUUGGAAGGAGGAGCAAGCAGCACACUACAAGGCCCAUCUGUACAAAGACCCCAAACAUGCAGCAUUGUGGCAGAAGAUUCAGGAGUAUUGGGAUGGUUCACUUGCUGGUGCAACUGAGGACUUGAUGUCACGAUCUGCUAGUUCUCUGAUGCUGCAUGCUGGUUACUGGUACCGCACCCAUGGUAUUCAUAUUUCUGGUGUUGCAAUAUUUCCUGGUCAUGAGGAUGCUGGCCACCAAGCAUCAGGGUUUUUCUCUGGGUCUGAUAUCAUGAAGGACAUCAUCAAUGCACAACAACUUGACAUCAGUUGUAUCUUGGAUGAGCUCACAACCAUACUCAAGUACAAAGACUUAGAGGCUGCGCAAGCAGAAGGGAUAUCUUUUAGUUUUCUCCCUUGCUCUACUGCUGUCCCAAAUGGCAUGCUUUUGUGCAAUGGCAAGUCCGCUAGGGACAGGAACAGAAAAGUCGCACCAAUGAUCAUCAGUGAGAAGUUUGCUGAAGCUGGCCAUCCACUCAAAACCUUGAACAACAGGUGGUUGGACAUGCUCAAUACUCUUUAUGUUGAGCAGCUGUUCAUCCUUAACUGGCCCGCUGGUGUACUGCCCCCUGGCCCCAAUUUUGAUCUCAAAGCGUUGUCAGUGAGCCAGUUGCAUGCACUGGUAGUUCCUUACCUGAGGAUGCAUCUUGGGGCAAUGUAUGAGGUUGACUUAGGUCAAGAUGAUGAGGACGACAAUAGUGAGGCAGAAACUGCAAAGACAAAGAAGUGUAAGGGUAAAUCCAAGAAGUUGAAUGACAACAGAAGGAUGAAGGGUACAAUAGUGGAGGAGCUGGAUGUUGUGUUGUCCAUUAGAGAGUGGUCUGAGUUCAAUGUUGAACAUUUAGAGUCUUAG